UGAAGCCGCGCGGAGAUACUUUCCACAGAAGUCCUCAAUCGCCGACCGAAUCGGGCACAAUAUAAAAACAAAAACCACACAAACACAUGGAGAUUAUUAAUUCAAAUAAAGAAAAUCGUAAUUCGUUAUUGUGUCAUAUAACUUAAUAUCUGUAAGACGGAAUAUAUACACACUUCAUCAGUCCUGCCGAAAGGUCAAUUAACCCAAGCGUGAAGUAAAUAUUAACCCAAAAAAUCUAAGCGAAGCCAAGCUGCCAAGUGAAAAGAAAAAGGCAGAAGUUCCGAAAGUACUCUUGAACCUUGCUAAACAAAAACGAAACAAGUUUAAAUUGCACUGGACUGGCAACUUCCGCUUCCGUUGAGUGCUUCAAUUUCAGUUUAAUGUUAACUCCGACAAAACCUAAAUUGACAAGAACAACCGAGCCAAAAAUAAAGUGAACGUAAACCAAGAAACCUAAGGAAAAAAGUUUUUUUGGGCGUUCUUUCCGACUCCAAACACUCGAUACAAAGGGAUACUUGGAGAUAGGACGGGGAUAAACUGCAUAAAUCAACGCCACUGCAAAAGCCGAGAGCAACAAUAACUGGAAGCAAUUAAUUUUAUUCAAACAAGAGCAACAAUAAGGACGACGACAAAAAAUGGAUUACGGCUGGCUGAUGUUUCUGUUCAUCGCACUUUUAAUUGACUACCCAAUCGCAUAUGCUCUGUUUGUGACGGAUAUCAGUGUGCCCGAGAUCGUAGAUUUUCGGGACAAUGUGACCUUAUCUUGCAGCUACGAUAUGCGAGGUCACACGCUAAACUCGGUCAAAUGGUACAAAGAUCACGAGGAGUUUUUCAGAUAUUCCCCCUUGACGAGUCCGAUUUACAUGACUUUCGAUGUGGCUGGUCUGCAAGUGCUGGAGGGGAAAUACGUGUGCAACGAAUCGAGCUGUCGACUGGAUUUGAGUUUACAAGGUGCCAAGUCCACAGGACUCUAUAAGUGCGAAGUUAGCGGCGAUGCGCCCCAUUUUAAGCUGGCGGACAAGGCCGACAACAUGACUGUUGCAGCACUGCCUCAGAACGACCCGCUAAUCGAGAGCUUCAACUCGAUGUAUCGCAUGGAGGAAUACCUUAAAGCCACCUGCAUAUCGGAUUUUUCCAGCCUGCCCACUCGACUCACCUGGUACAUCAAUGGCGAGCAGCCGCUCUUAGGCGAACUGUAUCCCACAACGGACACAAGUUUGGCGGCCCAUGAUUAUGUACUGAGGCGACAGCGGCUUCAGGUGCAAUUCUUUUUGCAGGGGCAGCGCUUUUUCCAGGCCGGGAAAAUCCUGGAGCUCAAAUGCGUUGCGGAAAUUGAAAAUUAUCCGGAGCUGAGGCGCGAGAAGACGCUCAGUGCGUCGCUAUCGCAGUACGACAAUUUCAACAAUCAAAUGCCUCUGAGGCAUGCGAAUGCAAACUCUGGCUCGGCACAAAGGAGCAUCCUGUGCGGCAGGACGUCACUAAUUUCCGCAUUCCUGGCGGCAAUUCUACUAAUUCACUGUUUGCGACGCCCUUCAUGAACACUCUCAUCCAUAAGAGAAUCGGAAUCGGUGGACGAACUUAAAUCUUCGGACUCGGAUUCCAAAUCGCCUCGUAUGGCAACUUUGUCAACUAUAUCAUCACGUUAGUUAGUCAGUCAGUUAGUCACCUAGUUAGUUAGUUAGGGUAACAGACAAAGGUAAGACCGCGAAUUAGCGAAUAGGAAAGCUUUUGGGUCGAUAAAUGUAAAUAAAAUUGAUGGAGUGAAACGUUAAAGGUUAUGAUUGCUCAAGGAAAGAUAUUAAACAUAUAAAUGUUUUUAAUUAAUAAUUAAGUAUAUUCUUUAAAUUAUUUCGUAUGAAAACGUUUUUAUGAACAAAGUUCAAAUAAAACAUAACAAAGAAAUGAAAGGACGCUACUUAGUUUUAUGUAAUGGGUUUUAAAAAGUAUGAUAUAAAAAAUUUAUUUCAUACUUUUUAGUUUAAAAACAUUUUAUAUACAUUUUUUCAUUUGACUAUAUUUUGUUACUUACAGGAGUUUAGUGAAAUUUUCCUUUAUAAUUUGUGUUCAAACAUUGCUUUUUGGUAAUUCGGCAUGUUACAAGUACUUUUUAUGUGAGAAACUAUAUUACUUUUUAAUGAAAGUCAUGUUAUCCAUGAAAAUGAAUAUAAUCGUCGGUUGGGUCACAACGACUGAAUAUAACAAAACUGAAAAUUAAAACAAACAAAAACUGCCAAAAAAAUUGAUUUACCUGCCUGACACUGAUACUAGCAAAAAUAAGUCACUCUCCAGCAAACCAAACGAAUUUCCAAUAUCUGUAUAUAAGAGUAAUUUUUCCGAUUGUUGUUUGGCAAUUGAUUUCCAUACGUAGUGCACAUGAACAAUUUUUCGAGCAAAUAUAUCCCUGCACACCCCACGCCAAGUGUAUUGGGUAAAUUAUUAAAAAAAAUAACACAUAUGAAACACCAUAAAAAAUAAGUGAACACAUAAAAAGAGAGAUAAUGGAAUAAAAUGCGAUUUUAUCGGUGAGAAACGAGAAUGCAGAUGCUGUAAAAAUCAUUAUAAUUAAGUCUAGCGUAAAUAUGCUGUAAAUACAAUUUUAAACAUUAAAAACAGAGGAUAAACAACUAUAAAUCAUGUCACUAAGCCAGACUCAACUAUAUACGUAUGUAUAUAAAGCUAUUCGCUAUAUAUCUCAGCAUGUAUUUACUAAGGCCGAUAUACAAAAUAAGAGCAGAGACACAUAGAUAAUAAUUUAAAAAAAAGCGCAAUACACAUUUUAUUUAGCUGAGCAACUACAAAUAGACACAAUCCAUUAUCCGCUGGGUCAAAGCCCUCUAAAAAAGAUCUGGCAACAGAAGGCCAACUAAAAAAUAUAUAAAACAUGUUGUAUCAUGGUAUGGUAAAAUGCAUCAAAGCCUCGAGGUAUCUGACAUCACAUUUUGUUUAUAAGUAUGUCCAAUUAAUAUAAAACUCAGAGUGUGUGAUGGAAAAACAUACUAAAUAUAAAAAAUACAUGUAUAAAUUAAUUUACUUACUCAAUCGCACAUCUUUCGGUUGUAAAGAGUAAAAAUCACACACGACUAAAUGAAAAUAAACGAGAGCAAAUAAUGAUAAUGUAUAUAAAAGCAUUUACUUUAGUUUUUCAUUUCGGCGACUGGCCAUUAAAUUGUGUAAAAUAUUUCCAAAGGCAAGCUGC
This is a messenger RNA of Drosophila melanogaster (fruit fly), 3196 nucleotides long. RefSeq names its product beaten path Va (gene beat-Va). The transcript is spliced from 7 exons. The record is from RefSeq and is marked reviewed. Lineage: Eukaryota; Metazoa; Arthropoda; Insecta; Diptera; Drosophilidae. Bases 636 to 1538 code for a protein of 300 amino acids.